AUGGCCGCGCCGUACGACUCGUCUCGUCCGCCGCGCUUGGGAGCGACUUUCCAUCCAGGCGCCGUCGACGACUACCAGAUGCCUGAAGUCAUCUCGCCUGCUCCUCAGAGGGUCAUGCCCGAAGUCCCAGAGAACAUGCAAGAUAAUCUCGCGCACUUCGAGCUCGACGCCUCUGGAUCAAACCCCAACUUGCGCCCUCAACAGCAGCAGCAGCAUUACCCAAGUCGUGGCUCCUCGAUGCAUAACCAAGGAGCAUCAGGCUACUCUGCUCCGGCCUCUCCAUCCUAUCCCCCGCAGCAAGCAUCACAGCAGUACGGCACUGCUGGCGGUGGUAUCGGCGGCGGCUACGACGCCCCUAACUUUUCUCCUUUUCCACCGCUCAUCAACCCGCCUCCAAAUGUGCCUCCGACCGACGAGGAGCGCGAGGCAAACCUCGAACAUGGCCGUCUGGCGGUGCUAGGCUCGAACGAUGCUGAGAUGCAGCUUGCCUGGGCGCAGGAUGCCCUCUCCUACGUUGAGGUAGCCAUGCAGAACGAACUGCGCAACCAGGUGGCCUACCCUCCCCGGCCACAGACCCCCCAGAUCGAACACCAGCUCAAGACCGAUGCCAUCAAUAUCGUCACCUUCCUGGCCGAGCAGCGGCAUCCGCGGGCCAUGUUCAUCCAGGGCAUGUGGCUCGAGUUCGGCAAGUUCGGUUUCCGAGUCGACAAGAAGGAGGCUUUCCGUUGCUAUUCCAGAGCCGCGGAGGGUGGCUACGCGCGCGCAGAGUACCGUAUGGGAAUGCAGUUCGAGAGCUCAAACGAGCCGCACAAGGCUAUCAAGCAUUACGAGAACGGAGUCAGGCUGGGUGACUCCGCCUCAUACUAUCGUCUAGGGAUGAUGAUACUGCUGGGACAGCAUGGCCAACGGCAGGACUACGCCGUGGGGCUGGACCAUAUACGUUAUGCAGCACAAACCUGCGACGAGAACGCCCCUCAGGGUGCCUACGUCUAUGGGAUGCUGCUUGCUCGUGAACUCCCUCAGGUCUCCAUCCCCGACGAGUACCUGGCCCACGACCUCGUCAAUGCCCGUAUCAACAUCGAGAAGGCAGCCUAUCACGGCUUUGCAAAGGCUCAGGUAAAAAUGGGCUCCGCGUACGAGCUCUGUCAGCUCGAUUGUGAUUUCAAUCCGGCCUUGUCUAUCCAUUACAACGCCCUGGCGGCCAGACAGGGUGAACCAGACGCCGAGAUGGCCAUCAGCAAAUGGUUCCUAUGUGGACACGAAGGCGUGUUCGAGAAGAAUGAUGAACUUGCAUUCACCUAUGCCAAGCGGGCAGCCCAGUCAGGCCUGUCAACUGCCGAGUUUGCCCUUGGUUACUUCUACGAGAUUGGCAUCUACACCGCUGUCGAUAUCAAGGAAGCUCGAAGCUGGUACGCCAAGGCAGCUGCCAACGGAAACAAGGACGCGUCAGGACGAAUUGAAAGCAUCUCUCGCUCCAAAACACUCUCCCGUAAGGACCAUGAAAAAGUUGCCAUCCAGCGCAUCAAAACACAACGCACCCAGCAGCGCUUUUCGCAGCAGUCCACCCAUCUUCAGCAAGGCAAUCCCGUACAGGACACCCUCGAGAUGCCUGAUCCAUCCCGUAUGAGCCUCCACGACCCACCGCGGUCAAUGUCAGCGGCACCAUACCCAGACGGCCCGCCAUCUGGACGAUAUGGACCAGCUCGGCCUGGCCCAGGUUGUUAUGUGAUUCCUUGCCAUUUUGGUUGGGGGAAAAAGGGGUCAAAAAAUUGGAUCGAUGUUCACUAUUCAAAUGUCGUUGCAAAAGUCGAUUUGCCACGUUGA
Molecule: messenger RNA, 1824 nt
Organism: Microsporum canis CBS 113480
Lineage: Eukaryota; Fungi; Ascomycota; Eurotiomycetes; Onygenales; Arthrodermataceae
Exons: 5
Coding region: 1-1824 (607 amino acids)
Molecular function (GO): protein binding
Source: RefSeq, a predicted model, not a curated record